AUGAGUGAAUCCAAGGAAAUGGUCAUUAUCCUCACUGGAGCAUCGCGAGGCAUCGGCCUCGCAAUAGCGCACCACCUCCUCUCCCACCCCGCCAACCACAAACUCGUCCUCACCUCGCGCACCACCAGCGCCCUCAGCGCCCUGCAAACCCAAUACGGCGACUCCCGCGUCGAGAUCCUCGCCGGCGACGCCGCCGACCCCUCGCUCCCCGCCUCCCUGAUCAGCGCCGCAAAAUCCCGCUUCGGCCGCCUCGACGCCCUGAUCGUGAACCACGGCUCACUGGACCCGGUGUGCAAGAUCGGCGACUCGUCGCCCGCCGCGUGGCGCGCCGCCUUCGACACCAACGUGUUCAGCGCGGUGGGGCUGGUGCAAGCCGCGCUGCCGCUGCUGCGCGAGAGCAAGGGCCGCAUCGUGCUGACCAGCAGCGGGGCGGCGACGGGCGCGUACCAGGGCUGGGGCGCGUACGGGGCGGGCAAGGCGGUGCUGAACCAUGUGGCGCUGACGCUGGGCGUUGAGGAGCCGGACGUCACGACCGUGAGUGUCAGGCCUGGUGUCGUGGAUACGGAGAUGCAGCGUGCGAUUCGCGAGGAUCAUGUCCAGGGGAUGAGUGCGCGGGACCAGGAGAAGUUCCAUGGGUGGCAUAAGGAGGGGAAGCUGGUUAGGCCGGAGCAGCCGGCGGGGGUUAUUGGGGAGUUGGCGCUGAGGAGCGAGAAGGGGCUGAGUGGGAAGUUCUUGAGCUGGGAUGAUGAGAGUUUGAAGGGGUAUCGAACGGAUUUGUAG
Molecule: messenger RNA, 780 nt
Organism: Boeremia exigua
Lineage: Eukaryota; Fungi; Ascomycota; Dothideomycetes; Pleosporales; Didymellaceae
Exons: 2
Coding region: 1-780 (259 amino acids)
Cellular component (GO): intracellular anatomical structure
Molecular function (GO): oxidoreductase activity, acting on NAD(P)H, oxygen as acceptor
Source: RefSeq, a predicted model, not a curated record